Arachis stenosperma is the source of this 5300-nucleotide messenger RNA. RefSeq lists its product as uncharacterized. NCBI's taxonomy places the organism in Eukaryota, Viridiplantae, Streptophyta, Magnoliopsida, Fabales, Fabaceae. The record is from RefSeq and is a predicted model, not a curated record. The coding region runs from base 1004 to 1933 and encodes 309 amino acids. The transcript is spliced from 12 exons.
UUAUAAAAUUUUAAUUUCUAACCCUAAUUCCCAAAAUUAACUCAGAACCCUAAUUUCCCCAGUUCCUAACCCUAACAGCCGCAGCCUCACCCUCCUUCAUAACAAAUGCAUACAAAUUGAAGAAAGGGGGAAACAGGGAGAAAGAGGGAAGAGAAGGGAGACGGCGCUGGCUGGGGCCUCGCCGCCGUCACCGUCGCUGUCAAGCGUGAAGGGUGGAGAGGAGAGAGCUUGCAUCAAAGAGAGAAGAGAUGCUGUCUGCCGUCACCGUCGCCGCCCUGGAGCUCGCCGUCGAGCUGCUUCACGGCGCCGUCCCGUCCAUGGACCCACAAGCUUGCGUUACUGCCAAUCCGUUCACAAGCCGUUGUCGAUGGGACAUAAUCGCGAAGAGAGAGAGACACACGAAGAGAAGCCCACGACCAGCCUUGUCGCCGUCAGCGCCGCGGGUUGCCGUCGCCAUCCUCGCGAGCUGCCACCGCAUCGCCGUUACUGAGCUGCAGCACCGCCGUUGUCGCACUCUGCUGCUGCCGCGUCUCGCCAAGCCGCCGCUGGAGGAGGAAGGCCCGCCAGUUUUGUUUCUGCUUAUGGGUUUUGGAAUCUGAGAAAACGCCACUGCUGUUUUUGUUUGUUGGGUUCAAGAUCAUUGCUGCCACUGGAAUCACGAACCGGAAAGGAGAGGAGGCCGUUUUCUGUUGUCGCUGGUGCUGCCAUAGGACGGUUGAAGCCAUUGCUGAUUAUGAUUUUGUUAUCCGGGGCUGAAAAUUGCUUUUGAUUCCUACUCAAUUUAAAUCCUCUAUUUUACUGCAACCAUGGUCAAAGUUGCGAAGGCUGGUAUUGUUGCCGUUCUGGUUGUGUGAGAGUUACCGCUGCUGCCCUGACACUAAAAGAGAAGUUGCUCUAUGUUCCAAAUCCUGCUGUUCUUGACAUUCCUGUUUGUGCAUUGGGGGGUGGAUAUUGGAAUUAUAUAUUAUUAUACAGAUUGCCUAAAGACUAGAUAGGUAUAUCCAUGAUGAGGAAGGAAGAUGAGAACGAUGAGUCUAUAAAAGAAUCUUCAUCUCUUAGAAAAAUACCAGCGAGCAAAGUCCAAAAACAGCCAAUUAGACAGAACCCAGAAGUUACUCUUUGCUGUGAUGUAGGCUGUAAGAUUGUAGGAAGAAGUGAAGAACCCAAUGUCUACAUAAGCAAUGAACAAACCACUGCGGCUGCAACGCUUUCCUUCAUUCAAACUUCAAUUUCAUGGAAACAUAAUUUCUGCCUUCCUGUUCUUGUCCCCAGUAGAGAUCCAAAAUCCUGUGAAUCACGUAAUCCAAUGUGCUCGAAGCCUACACCAGCCUUCAAAAAGUCGCAAAGAGUUGAGAGGCAAAUUUGGUCUUGUUGCCUUUUUUUUUGCUUCUUCAAUUGUGCAGCAGUUUUUGGGUUCAGAGAUAAAAUACUUUUGGGCGUGAUGGAUGACGAUUUGCUUUUGAUGGUCCGCUCUGGUUUUGCAGUGGCGGCGGUGCCAGUGCUGGUUCCUAACCCUAACAGCCGCAGCCUCACCCUCCUUCAUAACAAAUGCAUACAAAUUGAAGAAAGGGGGAAACAGGGAGAAAGAGGGAAGAGAAGGGAGACGGCGCUGGCUGGGGCCUCACCGCCGUCACCGUCGCUGUCAAGCGUGAAGGGUGGAGAGGAGAGAGCUUGCAUCCAAGAGAGAAGAGAUGCUGUCUGCCGUCACCGUCGCCGCCCUGGAGCUUGCCGUCGAGCUGCUUCACGGCGCCGUCCCGUCCAUGGACCCACAAGCUUGCGUUACUGCCGAUCCGUUCACAAGCCGUCGUCGAUGGGACAGAAUCGCGAAGAGAGAGAGACACACGAAGAGAAGCCCACGACCAGCCUUGUCGCCGUCAGCGCCGCGGGUUGCCGUCACCAUCCUCGCGAGCUGCCACCGCAUCGCCGUUACUGAGCUGCAGCACCGCCGUUGUUGCACUCUGCUGCUGCCGCGUCUCGCCAAGCCGCCGCUGGAGGAGGAAGGCCCGCCAGUUUUGUUUCUGCUUAUGGGUUUUGGAAUCUGAGAAAACGCCAAUGCCGUUGUUGUUUGUUGGGUUCAAGAUCAUUGCUGCCACUGGAAUCACGAAUUGGAAAGGAGAGGAGGCCGUUUUCUGUUGUCAUUGGUGCUGCCAUAGGACGGUUGAAGCCAUUGCUGAUUAUGAUUUUGUUAUCUGGGUAUUGGUCUGAUCUUUUCCUUAGGAUUGAUCCAUUUACUUGUUUUGUUUUGUUACUGCUAUGGUAGCCAUGUUCUGAUUUUAAUUCUAUUUUAGUCCUUGCUUUAUCUUGAAUCCCUAGGGCUGAAAAUUGCUUUUGAUUCCUACUCAAUUUAAAUCCUCUAUUUUACUGCAACCAUGGUCAAAGUUGCGAAGGCUGGUAUUGUUGCCGUUCUGGUUGUGUGAGAGUUACCACUGCUGCCCUGACACUAAAAGAGAAGGUAUUUGUUACGUUAAAGUAUGCGAUUGCGACAUUGAGGUAGGGGGUUCAAAACGAUUUUAAUUUAAGAAUGCCUACAAGGUUUAUUGAAUAACUGCAAGUAGAUUUAAUAGCUGUGAUUAAUUGGUUGAUUAUGUGAAUAUUGAAUUGUGGCUGAAAUUGUGAUUGGAAUGGUUGAGAUUGUGAUUUGGAAUUGUUGAUUGGUGAUAUUGAUUGAUUAUGUAGAUUGGGAAUUAUUUGAUGACUUAUUGUUCAGAAUUACUAAAUUUUAAUGGGUUAUGUUGGAUUUGUUGCUGUUGAGAUGAUAUUUGGUAUAUUGUAAUGAUAAUGAGCUUGCCGUAGAAGAGGCUAUUUUGGCUCGCCUUCAGGUGUCCUCCUCGGGAUAGGGUCAUUUAAAAAACGAGGGUCAACACGACGUAUAAAAAAAAAACCUGAAAAAAAUUAGGAAAAAAAAAUCGGAGGAGUUUGCUGGUGAUGAGGCCAUUUCGGCUCGCCUUCAGGUGUCCUCCAUGGGAUAGGGUCAUUUAAAGAACGGGUGUCACCACGACGUAAAAAAAAGAAACCUGAAAAAAAAGGGAAAAAAACCGAAAAAAAUCAGAGGAGCCUGCCGGAGAUGAGGCCAUUUCGGCUCGACUUUAGGUGUCCUCCUCGGGAUAGGGUCAUUUAAAGAACGAGGGUUAGCACGACGUAUAAAAAAAAAUCGGAAAAAAAACCUGAAAAAAAUCAGAGGAGCCUGCCGGAGAUGAGGCCAUUUCGGCUCGCCUUCAGGUGUCCUCCUCGGGAUAGGGUCAUUUAAAGAACGAGGGUCAGCACGACGUAAAAAAAAAACCACCGAAAAAAAAAGACGAAAAAAAAUGGGAGGAGCCUGCCGGAGAUGAGGCCAUUAUGACUCGCCUUCAGGUUUACUCCUCGGGAUAGGGUCAUUUAAAGAACGAGGGUCAGCACGACGUAAAAAAAAAUGAAAGAAAAACGAAAAAAACAAAAUCGGAGGAGCCUGCCGGAGAUGAGGCCAUUACGGCUCGCCUUCAGGUGUCCUCCUCGAGAUAGGGUCAUUUAAAGAAUAAGGGUCAGCACGAUGUAAAAAAAAAAAAGGGGAAAAAUCUAAAAAAAUGGGAGGAGCCUGCCGGAGAUGAGGCCAUUACGGCUCGCCAUCAGGUGUCCUCCUCGGGAUAGUGUUAUUUAAAGAACGAGGGUCAACACGACGUAAAAAAAAAAAAUCUGAAAAAAAAAACGAAAAAAAAGGUGGAGCCUGCCGGAGAUGAGGCCGUUACGGCUCGCCUUCAGGUGUCCUCCUCGGGAUAGGGUUAUUUAAAGAACGAGGGUCAGCACGACGUUAAUAAAAAAUCGGGAAAAAAUCUAAAAAAAUGGGAGGAGCCUGCCGGAGAUGAGGCCAUUACGGCUCGCCUUCAGAUGUCCUCCUCGAUAUAGGGCCAUUUAAAGAAAGAGGGUCAGCACGACGUAAAAAAAAAAAAAACGAAAAAAAACAUCGGGAAAAAACACGAAAAAAAAUCGGAGGAGCCUUCCGUAGAUGAGGCCAUUACGGCUCGCCUUCAGGUGUCCUCAUCGGGAUAGUGUGAUUUAAAGAACGAGGGUCAGCACGACAUAAAAAAAAAUCGGGAAAAAAAAACGAAAAAAAUCGGAGGAGCCUGCCGGAGAUGAGGCCAUUUCGGCUCGACUUUAGGUGUCUUCCUCGGGAUAGGGUCAUUUAAAGAACGAGGGUCAGCACGACGUAAAAAAAAAAUCGGGAAAAAAAUCGAAAAAAAUGGGAGGAGCCUGCUGGAGAUGAGGCCAUUACGGCUCGCCUUCAGGUGUCCUCUUCGAGAUAGGGUGAUUUAAAUAACGAGGGUCAGCAUGACGUAAAAAAAAAAAAAAGAAAAAAGAAAAAAAACAUCAGGAAAAAAAAACGAAAAAAAAUCGGAGGAGCCUUCCGGAGAUGAGGCCAUUACGGCUCACCUUUAGGUGUCCUCCUCGGGAUAGUGUCAUUUAAAGAAAGAGGGUCAGCACGACAAAAAAAAAAAAACGGGGAAUAAACGAAAAAAAAAAUCGGAGGAGCUUGCCGGAGAUGGGGCCAUUACGGCUCGCCUUCAGGUGUCCUCCUAGGGAUAUGGUCAUUUAAAGAACGAGGCUCAGCAUGACGUAAAAAAAAAGAAAAAAAACAUCGGAAAAAAAAACGAAAAAAAAAAUCGGAGGAGCCUGCCAGAGAUGAGGCUAUUAUGGCUCGCCUUCAUGUGUCCACCUCAGGAUAAGGUCAUUUAAAGAACGAGGGUAAGCACGACGUAAAAAAAAAACCGAGAAAAAAAUCGAAAAAAAUGUGAGGAGCCUGCCAGAGAUGAGGCCGUUACGGUUCGCCUUCAGGUAUCCUCCUCGAGAUAGGGUCAUUUAAAGAACGAGGGUCAGCACGACGUAAAAAAAAAAAAAAAGAAAAAAAAACAUCAGGAAAAAAAACGAAAAAAAAUCGGAGGUGUUUUCCGGAGAUGAGGCCAUUACGGCUCACCUUCAGGUGUCCUCCUCGGGAUAGUGUCAUUUAAAGAACGAGGGUAAGCACGACGUAAAAAAAAAACGGGGAAAAAAACGAAAAAAAAUUGGAGGAUCCUGCCGGAGAUGAGGCCAUUACGGCUCGCCUUCAAGUGUCCUCCUCGAGAUAGGGUCAUUUAAAGAACGAGAGCCAGCACGACGUAAAAAAAAAAAAAAAAGAAAAAAAAAACAUCAGGAAAAAAAAUGAAAAAAAAUUGGAGGUGUUUUCCGGAGAUGAGGCCAUUAUGGCUCACCUUCAGGUGUCCUCCUCGGGAUAGUGUCAUUUAAAGAACGAGGGUCAGCACGACGAAAAAAAAAAAAUCGGAGGAGCCUGC